Messenger RNA from Daucus carota subsp. sativus, 712 nucleotides. Its product is annotated as transcription initiation factor IIA subunit 2-like. Bases 137 to 457 code for a protein of 106 amino acids. The transcript has 4 exons. Gene Ontology annotation, molecular function: TBP-class protein binding; RNA polymerase II general transcription initiation factor activity. NCBI's taxonomy places the organism in Eukaryota, Viridiplantae, Streptophyta, Magnoliopsida, Apiales, Apiaceae. The record is from RefSeq and is a predicted model, not a curated record. Gene Ontology annotation, cellular component: transcription factor TFIIA complex. Gene Ontology annotation, biological process: transcription initiation at RNA polymerase II promoter; RNA polymerase II preinitiation complex assembly.
UUCUUCCCUUAUUCAUCUCACCAGCAUAUAAACCACCAACUACAAACCUAGGGUAUAAAAGCCCCAAAUUACUCUCCCUCCUCUCGUCUCUCUCUCGAAUCUCUCCCAGAGCUCGCAACUAUCCUUAAGAAGAAGAAUGGCUACUUUUGAGCUUUACAGGAGGUCAACAAUCGGUAUGUGUUUGACUGAAACAUUGGAUGAGAUGGUUGAUAAUGGAGUCCUUAGUCCUGAGCUCGCAAUUCAAGUCCUUGUUCAGUUUGAUAAGUCAAUGACUGAAGCUCUGGAUAGCCAAGUUAAAAGCAAGGUGACUAUCAAGGGACAUCUCCACACCUACAGGUUCUGCGACAAUGUCUGGACUUUCAUCCUACAAGAUGCAACCUUUAAGAACGAGGACUCCUCAGAGACAGUUGGUCGUGUUAAGAUAGUGUCGUGCGACUCGAAGCUGCUCACACAGUGAGAUGUCUGCUUAUCACUGAGACCCCAGGUCGGGUUGUACUCUCUAUCUGUAUCCAGCUCUUGCCGGGGGAUCAAAGAUGAGUGAGCGAGACUUGUAGUGAAAAAGAUGAAAUUCUUGAUUCUAAACAAGACAUAAGACACAAAAACAACCGUUGUACUUGUUUGAGCCUUUGAGGUUCUAUUGUACCAUAAAAAUUUAUAGUCUACAGAAUUUUUUAUCGAUAGGGAUUUAUAUAUUUACCCCUUGGUUCUGCAA